AUGAAUUAAAAUAGUUUACUCUAAAAUAAUUUCACUUUAAAAUGCUUAAAUCACUAGAAUAUCUAAGCCAAAUAUUUUUGUAAAUUACCUUAAUGUCAAUAACAUAGAAUAUUUUGUUAGCAAUGUAUAAAUGAUUUUCAUUAACAACAUCCUGAUUAAAUAAAUCAAAUAUCAUAAUUAUUCCUAUUACUUGAUGAAAAGUCUUAACAAGCAGAAAAAUUCUUAUAAUAAUAUUUCAAUUAAUUUAAAAGUCUUUAAGAACAUUUUAAUGUCACAAUAAAAGGAUUACGAUAUAUAUUUGGUGGAUUCUCAAAUGAUUUAUUAGAUUUAGAUUAAAAUCAAAUUAUUUAGUUUCUUGAUUAAUUAAUCACUUUUGAUGAGAUAAAUUAAUUAUAUAGAAAUUAAGUUGAGAACAAAUUACUUAAAGUCUUAGAUAUAUUGAAUUAAAUAUUUUAAAAGUUACCAUUAUAAGAUAUAGCUUAUAGGAUGCCUUAAUAAUUAGCAUUAUAAUAAUAAAAAUACUAAAAUUUUGGUUAAAAUAAUAAUAUAUUAUUAGGUUUGCAUUUAAAAGAAUAAGGUCUUUAUAAUGAGGCUAUUACCUAAUUUGAUAGAAUUCUUGAAAUAAGUCCAUAUAAUAUAAAGAUAAUGUUUGAAAAAGGUAAUAUAUAAUAUAUAUAUAUAAAUAAAAUAGGGGAGUGUUUAAUGAAAUAGAAUUAAGAAUAUGAAGCAUAUCUUAAAUUUAAAGAAAUCAUAUUCUUAGAUCCAAAACAUGAAUAAGCUUUAUGCAGAAUAGGUAAAUAGUAUUUGAUAUUUAAGGUAAUUACCUACUUAAUUGCACUAAAUAUGAUGAGGCAAAAGAGUAUUUUGCAAAAUGUCUAUGUAUAAACUAAAAUAAUUAUGAGGCUCUAUUAGGUUUUGGUAAUGUUGAUCUAUAUUUUAAAGCUGAUACUUUAAGAAUACAGAAUUAAUUUAUAUUAGCCAAUUAUAAUUAUGAAAAAGCGAUAAAUGUUAAUCCUUAGAAUUUUUAGGCGUUUUAUGGAAAUGGUAUAAUAUUAUAUUUAAAUAGGGGAAUGUUUAAGGAGUUUGAAUGAUUUUGAGAAUUCCUAGAAAAUGUUUAAGAAAGCUUUAAUGUUAAAUUAAAGUCAUUUUGAAUCAUUAUUCCGUUUAGGUAACAAUAAUUUUAUUAUAUAAGCGGAUUCCUUAAAAAUAAAUCAUUAAUAUUAGGAAGCUAUUACAUAUUUUGAUUAAGCUUUGCAAAUUAAACCUCAUCUUCCUGAAUUAUGGGAAGGAAAAGGUUAAUAAUAAUAAAUCAUUAAAAUUUAGCUACUUGUUUAAGAUAAUUAAAUGAUAAUGAAUAAGCAGUUGAUUGUUAUGAAAGAGCUUUAAAAUACGACCCUACUUCAUAUGAAGCCUUAAAAGGAAUGGGUUAAUUAUAUUAAUUAAUUUUAUAGGUUUAAGCUUACGUUAUUUAUUUAAAUGUGAUGAAUCAAUUGUAUUUUUUGAAAAAGCACUUGAAAUUAAACCAAAUAAUGAAUUUUCUUUGAAGGGGAAAGGUCAUACAUUUCUAUAUUAAUAGCUGAAUGCUUAAGAUUGUAGGGGAAAUGGGAAGAGGCAUUAAAAUAUUAUAAAAUGGUUUUAUAUUUUAACCCUGGAUAACAUAGGGCAUUAUUUUUUAAAAGUAUUAUUAAAAUUAUAGGUUAUCUUAAUAGCUUAACUUGAAUAAAUAAUAUCAACUUUAAAAUAACAUGAAAAAGAACUUGCUAUUAAUCCUAAAAGUGUAAAUUCUAUUUUUGGAAAAGGUUUCUAUUCUUAUUAAUUAUUUAGCUGAAUGUCUAAGAAUGUUAAAUGAUUAUGAUGGAGCAAUGUUAAUUUAUGUAGAUGUUUUAAAAAUUGAUCCAAAUCAUAUUAAUUCAUUGAUAGGAUAUGGUAAAAAUUAUAUAUAUUUUAGGAUUUUGUUUAGGACUCUAAAAUAAAUUUGAAUAGGCUAUGGAAUAAUAUGAUAAGGCUUUAAAUAUUAAUUAAUACUCAACAGAUGCAUUAUGGGGGAAAGGUUCACCUUUUAAAAAUUAUCAUAGGGGAAUGUUUAAGAAUGUUGAUGGAUUUUAAUAAUGCUUUAAUUUAUUAUGAAAAAGUUUUAAUGCUUUAUCCCAAUCAUUAUGUAUCAUUAAGUGGAAAAGGUAAGAAGAAGUUUAAAAUUUAGGUGAUUGCCUAAGGAUGCUUUAUCUAUAUUAAUAUGCUUUAGAAGUUUAUAAUUAAGCACUAUUCAUAUAAAAUAGUUAACCAAGUCUACUAUAUGGAAAAGGUAUAAAACAAUAGUAAAUUUAGCUAUUUGUCUAAUGGCUCAAAAUGAUUUUGAAACUGCAUCUGAAUUAUUAAAAUAGGCAAAAAAAAUUGCUCCUCCAAAUUUUUAUUUAGAUAAAGCAAUUAGUAAUAGUAAAUAUAAUUCAUUUAGGAUUUUGUUAAUUCAAAUAAAAACUUUUAGAAGUAUGUUUAUUAUUAAUCAUAAAUGAAGAUUCAAUCAAGAUUAAUUGA
Messenger RNA from Paramecium primaurelia, 2532 nucleotides. The record is from the annotation of a GenBank genome assembly. Lineage: Eukaryota; Ciliophora; Oligohymenophorea; Peniculida; Parameciidae.